CACGAUCACGAUCACAGAUAGAGAUCCGCAUCUAUCUCACUUUGUUGUUUGCAUUCGUUUCAUUAUUGGAGAUAUUGCUCACCAUGUCAACUACAACCACCACCACAACCACCCACACCAGCACGCUCUCCAUCCUCUCCGACUACGAAAUCCACCACACUGGCUCGGAAACCCAGCCUCAACCUCAGGCACCCAGCACCUCCACACCUGCUGUAUCCCAGCCCGUGGACUGGCCGUCCAACUACAGACGCGUGCCUCCGUAUCGGCCUGCGAACCGGAAUCUGGACUAUGACGAGCGCGCAGCUGGGGCCAGUCCGGCCGAGUAUGUGUUUAUCCAGUCUAUGUUGCAUGGGGUGUGGCUGAAUGCGGCUGUUUCGCGACUGUGGAGGUUCACGGGUGGGAGGAUUAAUGAUAAGAUCUUUCAUUAUGAGAUUGGGGGGGAGUGGUGAUCUUGUUUACAGAGUUGGAAUGCAAUAUCUAUUCAUUGAC
This is a messenger RNA of Aspergillus ibericus CBS 121593, 489 nucleotides long. RefSeq lists its product as uncharacterized. The coding region runs from base 84 to 449 and encodes 121 amino acids. The transcript is spliced from 2 exons. Lineage: Eukaryota; Fungi; Ascomycota; Eurotiomycetes; Eurotiales; Aspergillaceae. The record is from RefSeq and is a predicted model, not a curated record.